Anopheles maculipalpis is the source of this 1569-nucleotide messenger RNA. RefSeq names its product terminal uridylyltransferase Tailor-like. Gene Ontology annotation, biological process: mitochondrial mRNA polyadenylation. The coding region runs from base 1 to 1569 and encodes 522 amino acids. The transcript is spliced from 4 exons. The record is from RefSeq and is a predicted model, not a curated record. Gene Ontology annotation, molecular function: poly(A) RNA polymerase activity. Lineage: Eukaryota; Metazoa; Arthropoda; Insecta; Diptera; Culicidae.
AUGUCUUGGUGCAGUGCGAUUUGGUGUCUGAAGACUUUCGACUUUGAAGACCAGGAGCGCAAAAUCCAGCAUACUCUGAACACACGCACGAUUCAACGAUUCAUUCUUGAAAGAUCUAAGAACUAUUUUUCAACAAACGUGAUCAUCGAGACGCUGAUUCACAAUCUGGCUAUGUAUGAUUCGGGUCCGAAGAAUAUCGAUGCAUUUACCCUAGACCAGAUAGAGCAGCUCAUGGACAAGAUGAAGCUAUUCCUUGAGGAAUGUACGCUCGUGCCCUUUGAGGAAGAUAAAAAGCAAUGGAAUAAACUGCUGGCGUACUAUUAUCAGCAGCCGAACGUUGUGCGCUGCCGGGUCUGUAGCAAGUGCCUGAACGAGUACGAAGCAGUGAUGGAUCACAUCAAGAUGCACGAACGACAAACAGAGCAGGCAGAAAACGUACCUAAACCGGUUAAAAUGAAUUACAUGGUGAAAAACUGUAUACCAAGAACGGGUGAAAGGUUGUCCAAAAAUACGAAGAAAUUUUUAACCAAGAACCCUACCACGAUCGUCAAAAGUUAUCUUGCGGAAUCCAAUUAUGUUCAGAUCGAUAUAGAUAACGAUCGGGUGCAGCAGCAUUUGGAAAAAUGCCUGAAGAAAGAUUUUCCAUCGGUGAAGCUUUAUCCGUUUGGUUCACGUGUUUCCGGCACCGGGUCAUUAUCCAGCGAUCUGGACGUGUUUGUUGAUCUGCAGAAUGGUUAUUUCGGAAGAAAUUAUAAUACAAAACCGGAUGAGCUGACGGAAUUGAUCGAAAGGGUACAAGAUAUUCUUCGGAGCACAAAGAGGUGGACAAUUGAAGCUAUCAUUUUGAACGCGCGUGUUCCAUUGUUGCGAGUAAUAAGUCUCGACAACGACCUGCACUGCGAUCUGACGUUUAGCAAUGGACUGGCGCACCGCAAUUCGAUGCUGUUGCAGUAUUUGUUCACUUUGCAGCCAACCAGUCGUAUGCUGGUAUGUUACCUUAAAAAUUGGAAUCGAGAAAAUUGCCUGAACGCAUAUACCCUAUCGUUGAUGGUUAUUUACAUGUAUCAGUGCCAUAAGUGGUUGCCAUCCGUAGCGAAACUGCAAGAAGAUCCAAGCAACGACAUCAUCAUCGAUGAUUGGAAUGGUGGUUUUGCUACGCCAACACUGCAGGAGCUAAAUAUUCAACUGUUGGAUGUUCCCAUUCCCGAACUAGUGAACAUGUUCUUUGAGUUGUACAGUUUGAAGAGCAAGUGUUUCUCAGUCGAAAGCCACGUAAUUUGUCCGUACAUAGGCGAAAAGAAUGUAACGAAGAGUUCAUUUGAGUUAUCGAAUUGUGAUGGAAUACCACCGCAAAUGGAACGUCUGAAGCGUUACAUGCUGAAACAUCAAGAUGAUAAAAACCCCAGGAAUCAGUUUGCAUACAAUAGACCGCUCGUUGUUCAGGAUCCCUUCGAACAUUGUCACAACGUGGCCAAAGCUAUUCCGGUUGAGAUAGCUGCAAGAUUAAUGCGUUCGAUUGACUCGAGCUUGGAAUGGCUAGGAGCUGCAGUUGCGUUGGAUGAGCCUUAA